Molecule: messenger RNA, 1434 nt
Organism: Rhineura floridana
Lineage: Eukaryota; Metazoa; Chordata; Lepidosauria; Squamata; Rhineuridae
Product: claudin-4-like
Exons: 2
Coding region: 122-766 (214 amino acids)
Biological process (GO): bicellular tight junction assembly; cell adhesion
Cellular component (GO): bicellular tight junction; plasma membrane
Molecular function (GO): structural molecule activity
Source: RefSeq, a predicted model, not a curated record
GGGGGAUAUAUAGCCAGCCCCAUAAGGCAAGUUGCAUUAAUUGAUUCGCGUCCUGUUCUGCCUGCGGAAGAUAACCGUCGCUUGUUGGGUCCAAUUUAUAGGACUGUCUUCACAUUGAGUCAUGGCAUCUGCUGGUUUCCAGAUCAUGGGCAUGGCCCUGUCAGUGUUGGGCUGGAUUGGGGCAAUCGCUACUUGUGCCCUGCCCAUGUGGAAAGUCACAGCUUUCAUCGGCACCAACAUUGUGACUGCUCAGAUCACCUGGGAGGGGCUGUGGAUGAAUUGUGUUGUGCAGAGCACUGGCCAGAUGCAAUGCAAGGUCUACGACUCCAUGCUGGCCCUGUCUCAGGAUGUGCAAACAGCCCGGGCCCUCAUGGUUAUCUCUGUGCUCCUAGCUGUCCUGGCGCUGAUGGUUGGCAUUGUAGGGGCCAAAUGUACCAACUGUGUGGAGGAUGAGGAUGCCAAGGCACGCAUCAUCAUUGUCUCCGGUGCAGUCUUCAUAGUGGCGGGAAUCCUCUGUCUGAUCCCUGUGUGCUGGUCGGCCAACACCAUAAUCCGUGAGUUCUAUAGCCCGUUGGUGACUGAGGCCCAGAAGAGAGAGCUGGGAGCCGCCCUCUACAUCGGUUGGGCAUCUUCUGCCUUGAUGAUCCUUGGAGGGGCUCUGCUCUGCUGCAAUUGCCCUAAGAAGGAGGGCAACAACUACAGUGCCCGGUACACAGCUGCUGCCUCUCAACCCCGCAGUGAUUACCCCAGCAAGAACUAUGUCUAGGAAGACCACCUCAGGAAACCAAAGCUGCCAUCAUCCUGAAAGCUCAUUGCUGUUUAGGUCCCCUUUGGAGGAGCAGGAAUGCAUCCCUUCUGGGGCUACCCGGAAAGAAUAUCCCUACCGAGAACAGAAUGUCCUGUUUCCCAAGACUUCCCAAUGUGUUUGGCCCAUCAGUAUUUUUUCCUCCAAUGUUACUACUGCAUCAUUGUAUAGACUUGCCCUACAGAAGUCAGACCUCUUCUUUUGGAGAACGUUUUUGAGACACAAUUUGUUCUCCUUGAUGUAGGUAGGGGAGAUGCUGGAGCUCAAAAAAAGGAAGGAAAAAAGGUCCUCUUUCCAAGUAGUUUUUACAAUCAGUGUAGUUUGUGUUUUUGUGUUUCCUGGAUGCUCAGCAGGGAACUAAAACUACUAAUGUGCUGGAGAUCAAGUCCUGUUCAAUAAGGUCUCCAUUUGGGGGCUGAAGUGGGUGGUCGAAACGGGUACUCCAGGCCUGAGUUAUUAAAGCUGUGAUAUGUUGUAUGAUAUUGUUUGUAAACGAAGGUGAUGUGGCCUCUUAUACUUUUGCUUUUGCUAACUCAUUGCAAUUUACUUUGCAUGCAUUUCAUAUUGAAUGCCAGUUUUUCCUUUUUUUUAUUAGUAUGACCUGAAUAAAAAUUACAGGCUUUUGUAUA